ACAGUACAAAUUAACGGAUAUAAAUGGAUAUAUAAUGAAAUUUGUGAUGCUCACGGAUAGAUAGAAACUUAUAUGUGCGUGAUAAACGUAGAAUGUUGUUUGAAAUAUAACUUAAUGGUUCCCUUGAGGAUACAGCACCGAUGAACCAAAAUAGUUGAUUGGUGGAUAGUACGGAUAGGAUGUUAAUAAGUAAAAACAUUUCAAAGGAAAUGCACUAUGGCAUUUAGCAAUCCAUGUGUGAUGUGUACAUCUCAAGGGUCAAAACAAGGCCUGAUAGAUGCGGAAGUAAUAUAUGAACGCGCUCGUAAAUGCUCAUCGACGGAGGAAUCCCAGGUAUUAAAACACGAAAUUAUGCAUAGACUGAGGGAUUAUGUUUCGUCAAAUACUAACGACCCUGCUGUAUAUAAGAUGUUACAAAAUGCUUUGACGAAACUAAAAGCGUCUGAAUAUACAGGAGGCAGCAACAAGUCUUUCACGUUCCGCUCCGUAAGGACUAGGAUUACAGAUAAGGAGUGUAAUAUGGAACAAUCUGCAGCACCGCAAGAUGAAGCGACAAAUAUAAACCAUUGUAAUUAUCAACCCGGAAUAAGGCUACAAAAUGGCACCCUCUAUAUAACUAUGGUCAAAGGAAUUGACGUCGUUCGUGAUAAUGUUACAUUGGAACAUGUAGGUAGUGUUAUUGUAAAAAAUGUGGAAAGAUGCCGAAUAGUGCUGAUGGGCAGAAUCGAGACAGCUUAUCUAUGCAACGUAAAAGAUAGCAUUGUAUGGAUUGGGGUUGCAAGCUCUUCUGUGAUUUCGGAGUGGAUAGAGUCCUCGAGGGUCAUUGUCUCUUGCCGACAGCUGAGAAUAGCAGACUCUAUAGGCGUGAAAUUUUUCGUUAACACUGUAACACCACCUAUUAUUGAAAGAAGCAAAGGUAUCACUGUUGCGAAGAACCAUAUCAAUUACCCUGAUCAAGAGCACGAUGCAAAGAUUUCAGGUAUAUCGCCAUGGCACGGUGAUGGUAAUAUAACAGUAACCGAUUUUAGUUGGCACCAUGCUGCGAUGUCGCCAAAUUGGAAACCAUGCCCCCCCCUGCCGGCUGUGAAGCUAUCCACCAUUGAGGUAAUCCAUGAUGAAAUCGAAUCAGUUUGCAACACUAUCACACUUUCAAACGAAUCGUGGGAAUCUCUCUCAAGUCUUUGAAGUGGUUUCCGCAAUUUGCUGCGCUAUGGUUAACGUCCAUUUACCUCGAUUAUGUCACUUGAAUGGAUAUCGCAAUAAUCUUAUGUGUGAACAGGUCUCACCUUUGGUAUGAUGCAGGUAAUUGGAAUCACUUGGGUUACUGCAAGAUACCGCCUAAUAUAAACUUAUAACCUA
Babesia bovis T2Bo is the source of this 1359-nucleotide messenger RNA. Its product is annotated as Tubulin binding cofactor C family protein. Gene Ontology annotation, cellular component: cytoplasm. The record is from RefSeq and is a predicted model, not a curated record. Lineage: Eukaryota; Apicomplexa; Aconoidasida; Piroplasmida; Babesiidae. The coding region runs from base 217 to 1185 and encodes 322 amino acids. The transcript is spliced from 6 exons. Gene Ontology annotation, biological process: tubulin complex assembly; post-chaperonin tubulin folding pathway.